CCCCCCCCCGCUUCCUUCCCUGUGUUGACGUGAGACGCGACGAUGCGAGCAACUGCUGCGGUCGCGUUGGUGGCCUCGCUUGCGAUGGCUGCCUUUGCUGCCGACCCAGAGCAAUGCGGCCUGUACGAGUCUACUUGCCAAAACCUCGGCAACGACAAAGUUUCGACCAGCAUGGUCAUCAGUGGGGCAUACACUGGCGACAUUCUCAUUGUCACUGAGCGCUUCUCCGACGGCACUUGCAGUUCUGCGGAUGUCUCAAUUCAAGCUGUCGGCCACUGGAUGGAUCUUGGCAACGACACUGGCGUGGGCCGCUACUGGCAAGUGACGUACUCCGAGGUGACGGUCACCCCAAACACGGACGCGUGGGUGCAGAAGCUGAACAACGAAUGCCCUUGCACCGGCAAGUGGAAGAAGGGUCAGGAGCGCGCCCUCACCGCCUGCGUCCCAGGCACGUGCGACACGACCGACUGGGUCGGCGGCCUUACUGGUGCCAACACCAAAGGCAUCCAGAUCGGCAACCCGGCAUUUGGCUUCUCCUCCGCUGACGACAAGGAGAUUACCAUCUCGUUCCUGGAUGCGGACUACUCCACCGGCAUCGGCCUCACACGGCAGGACACCUGGCAGACUGUCACACGCUCAGAAGGGUGUGGAGCGACGACACCACGGCAGUCGUACUGCGGCGUGUGGACGCUUCGCUGCAGCCCCAGCUUCAUCAGCGGCGCCAUGGCCCGCACCGGCCAGUUUGUCUACGAGGGGCCCGUCGCUGAUCUGUAUGCGUCUGGCAUCUACAAGGACAAGACUACGUACUACGCCGACUCUGCGUGCGCCACCCCCAUGUUCAGCGUGGAGACGGAGGCCACCUUUGAGACCAACGGCGUCAACAUCAACAUUGACGGUGCGGACAUGGUGAAAUACAACGCGCCGUUCAUGCUGGUGCGCCCGCUGACGGACGACGCGACCAAGAUGCUCAAGCACGACUGCCCCUGCGGCAACCAGGACCUGUGGGCCACCAACACCGCACGCCGCCUCACCUCGUGCACCCUCGAGCAGUGCAACGUCGACUUCUGGAACAACCAGACGCUGACAGCGGGCACCUUCCACGGCAACAUGUAUGCGGUGUCACGCAACGACUCCACACCUGAGCUGCGCCGCACCCCCGUCGUGUCGACGCCGUUCCAGGCCAAGUCGCAGAGGCCCGGCGACCUGCAGGAGCCAUACAUUCUCUCUGAGGACACGUGCAAGUACCCUUACGACUCUGUGCUUGAGAUCUGCGGGUCGUGGAACCAGAAGUGCCAUGGCGUGCUUGCCGCUGACGAGGAGAUUAGCCUGGUUAUCACAGGCAGUGCCGGUGACCCGUCCCAGGGAGAGGGCACGGGUGUGAUCACGCGGGAGCGGCUGCGCUACCAGCACGGCAGCGGGUGCUCCAGCGAGCCGUCCAUGAUGAUCAACGACGUUGGCUACUGGACAGACAUGGGCAACAGCACCACCGUCCCCGGCGCGCGCAACAUCCUCAUCACCUUCACCGAGACAGUUGCAGAGGUGUUUGACAACACCUCACGGGCGCUGCUGAACAACCACUUCAACGGCUGCCCCUGCAACGGCACGUGGGAGAUUGGUCGGGCGCGUGUGCUGCACAAGUGCCCGCCCAAGACGUGCCCAGACCGCUUUGGCAUCUUUGGCAACGGCGCCAUCGGCACGCCUGGCUACGGCAUCAUCCGCGACCAGGAGGACCUGUUCCGCAUGUCAUCGCUGCACGACAACCCAACGGACGGCUUUGACGAGUUCCUUCAGCUUGAUGACUACCCCUUCCACCAGACAGAGCUCUGCCGCCCACCGCCGCUGGAGGAUGAGUAUGGUGGGGUGUGGGAGCGCCCGUGCAACCCCGGUGACGCUGGCCUUGACUUCAAGGGCGUCAUGGAGAUUAAGGGCAACAAGUACGAGAUGAGGCACACCUUCUACACCGCAGGCUUUGGCUGCCUCGGCACCGUGGCCCUCCGCUUCCUGCAGCAGGGCAAGAUUGACAUUGGGUCGCGGCCAAACCAGAUCCCCAACGGUCGGGAGCUGACGCUCAAGCCGGCCGCCUUUGAGGUCACCCCGCUCAACCAGGAUGCCGUCAACGCCCUCACUCAGGAGUGCCCCUGCAGUGUUGGCGCCACAAUCUGGGCCGUCAACCGCACCAUCACCUUCAAGCAACCAUGCCCGCCCAACACCUGCAACAACUUUGCUUUCCUUCGCCAGCCACUCGGUGGGCACGCCUACGGCGUGCUGCUUCGUUACGGCCAGUUCCUGCGCAUGACCAAACUCCUCAGCGACAAGGUCCACGGCUUUGCACAGAGCUUCACAGCGCAGGACUUCUACUGGGUGCUGGCCAAGUCUGCGUCAAACAAGUCGGGCAACAAAGGCAUUGAUGCUGGCGGCGUGCUGCUGCUCAUUGCUUUCUUUGGCGGCCUGGCCUAUCUCGCCGCAGGCAUGGUCUUCAACUACCAGCGCUCGGGCGUGCCUCGCAUCCCGCACGCGGAGUUCUGGACCAGCCUGCCCGGCCUCAUCAGCGACGGCUUUGCGUUCACGCUCUCUGGCUUUGGUCUGUUUGGCCGCAGCCGCAAGUAUGCGGCUAUGACCAACGUCGCGGAGACAGACACCUCCAGCUACGGCGCCCUCUAGAUGGAGACUUUUGGUGCCGCUGUGUGUUCCGGCCUGUCUCCUUAUCCCUCCCACCUAUCACCCUUCCUCCUCUCCCUUAUGUUUCCACACAUCGUGUGUCUCAUCAAGUCGGUUUGUGUGUGUGUAUGUGUGUGUGUUCAUGUAUGUGUG
Molecule: messenger RNA, 2811 nt
Organism: Salpingoeca rosetta
Lineage: Eukaryota; Choanoflagellata; Craspedida; Salpingoecidae
Exons: 15
Coding region: 43-2661 (872 amino acids)
Biological process (GO): negative regulation of Wnt signaling pathway
Cellular component (GO): plasma membrane
Molecular function (GO): Wnt-protein binding
Source: RefSeq, a predicted model, not a curated record